Solanum tuberosum (potato) is the source of this 1039-nucleotide messenger RNA. Its product is annotated as AIG2-like protein. Bases 68 to 580 code for a protein of 170 amino acids. NCBI's taxonomy places the organism in Eukaryota, Viridiplantae, Streptophyta, Magnoliopsida, Solanales, Solanaceae. The transcript is spliced from 5 exons. The record is from RefSeq and is a predicted model, not a curated record.
UUUUAAGUAACAACUGACAUUUGAAUAAAAUUUUAAACGCAGUUUUUUCCGUCUUGGGGAAUUGUUAAUGGCGACUUCUCCUCAGUCCGUCUUCAAUGUGUUCGUCUAUGGCAGCUUAUUAGCUGACGACAUUGUUCGUGCUCUUCUCAAACGCGUCCCUCCUUCUAAUCCUGCUAUCCUCCACAACUUUCAUAGGUUUAGCAUCAAAGGGCGUGUUUAUCCUGCCAUUCUACCAGUUGAGAACAAAAGAGUUAAUGGGAAGGUUCUUUUGGAUAUCACUGUUCCUGAAUUGAAUAUCCUGGAUGCAUUUGAGGACGUUGAGUAUGAAAGGACGACUGUUGAUGUUUCCCUGAUGGAUAGGUCCAAGACAUUGCAGGUUGAAACAUAUGUUUGGGUUAACAAGAUGGAUCCAGAUUUACAUGGGGAAUGGGACUUCGAGGAAUGGAAAGUGUUGCACAAGGGAGACUUCUUGAAAAUGACAAUGGGAUUCAGUGAAGAAAUGGAACUACCUGAAUCAAAAACAAGAGUGGCAACUUGUGAAUCCUUCUAUGCACAGGAAGAGAACAAGUCCAAACCUUGAUAUAGCUGUAGUUGAUAGUGGAGACAAAAACAGUCGGUGAUUUUUUCUCAUAUGUUCUAGUCUUGGUGGACAGUGCUACUUGGUGCUUGUUGCUGGCAGAAAUAUUGUUAAUAAAGCAACAAAGGCUAAGCCACCUCCCCUCUUCAUCCACCAAAAGAAAAUACUAAUAAAUUAUAGAGGGCAAUUGAGCUCAGUAACAUGGAUAUGUUCAGUUUGCACUGCAGAAUAUUGCUGCAAUGCUUUUUAACCCUUUGGUUGCAUAGGAGUGAUUAUUUUUCAUCUUAUGUUAUUCAUAGGAUCAUUUGUAGAUAGUAUUUUCCAAAAAAGAGUAGCAUCUAUUGUGCUUGUGCUCUAACUCUUUUUUUUGUUCCCUCCCGAUAUCCCGUACCCAUAUUGGGUCCCUUAUGAAUCUGAAUCCGUGUUGUGUACCAUGACCUAUUAAAGGAGGAACACUUUUUA